AGCCUUGGUAGAGUUUUUUGCGCAAUGGACACCCGAGAUACAAGCUGCACAUGACGCCGGUGUCCCUUUUGUUAUGGGCUAGACAGGCAGUGUCUCAUGCCACGGCGCGUCUGGCGUGAGCAAUACGCUGGGAGCCGCAUUAUGAGAGCUCGAUUAUAUGUUGCAUGGAUCGACCAUGGGGAUGAACGGAGUCUACUUCCACAUGGGCACGCCGUUUUUUUAUAGCAUGUGGCAGCCCGUUGAGCACAAAGGAACUCCUGCUAGAGUGUAUCCUACGUACUUCUCACUCCUCUUCAUGGCCCAGGCGCUCUCCAAUAUUACCGACCCUUAUAUCCUACCUUUGGCUGCAGCGACACAAGACUCCGAUCUCGCAUUGUAUGGUAUCCACUCUAAAGCACCAUCCGCCGAUUCCAAACCUGAAAAGGUUUUCAUUCUCAAUCUUGCCUACCUGCCGGCCAGUUCUACGAGCGCUGUUAAGCCUUCAAAGUCAGUUGAUGUGUCAGCCACAUUUGUAAAACGUGUCAACGUGACACGUCUUUCGGGGCCUGGAAGUGAUUCCAUUUCGGGUGCGACUCUGGCGGGUCAGAGCUUUGAUUCUGGAAAGGCGCAAGGAGAGAAAGGUGGAGACGGCCGAGGGAACGGCAACGCUGCGGAGCAGCGAGGCUGUGAUUAUUGAGGGCUAUUGACGUGCCGGACCUUGAUGCCUAAGGAAGGGUUUUAGAAAUGUUGCUCGCCUCGGAAAACAAGACAAGAAUGGCCAAGAAGACCCUGAGAGUUGCCGCAUGACCUGUUGGAGCUAGGAGACUGGGCAGCAUCAAGACAUUGCAGGAUAUCCAA
Phialemonium atrogriseum is the source of this 837-nucleotide messenger RNA. RefSeq lists its product as uncharacterized. The record is from RefSeq and is a predicted model, not a curated record. The coding region runs from base 158 to 676 and encodes 172 amino acids. The transcript has 2 exons. Lineage: Eukaryota; Fungi; Ascomycota; Sordariomycetes; Cephalothecales; Cephalothecaceae.